Messenger RNA from Drosophila obscura, 1666 nucleotides. RefSeq names its product homeobox protein unc-4 (gene OdsH). Gene Ontology annotation, molecular function: sequence-specific double-stranded DNA binding; DNA-binding transcription factor activity, RNA polymerase II-specific. Gene Ontology annotation, biological process: regulation of DNA-templated transcription. NCBI's taxonomy places the organism in Eukaryota, Metazoa, Arthropoda, Insecta, Diptera, Drosophilidae. The record is from RefSeq and is a predicted model, not a curated record.
AACUCGGAGCGUAAUUUUAAUUCGAAUCAAUUUGUUUGUCGCCGCCGCGGCCGCUGCACAGUGGGUCGCCGCCAGAGUCCGGAGAGAGAGCUUGCAUUUGGGGGCUACUACCGUCUGACAGGAUUUACUGGAUCCUUACGGACUGCUAGUCUGCUACUCUUUAUUUUUAUUGCUAUUUUUUUUACGAGUGUGUGCCGCGAGUGCCAUGCGAGUGACACCUCCGCGGUGACAACGCCGCGAAUCGAAUCGAAUUGAAUCGAUCCCUGCGCAGCAUGGACCACCUGAUCAAGCAGCUCCAACUGGCAGCCGCUGCUCGGGCGCAGGCGCAGAUCCACAGUUCGAUGGCACCACAUUCGCAUUCGCAUCCACAGCCGCAUCCUCAUGCGGCGUCUGCCUUGCAGCUAUAUGCGGCAGCCGUCAAUAUGCGUGUGCCCGGUUGGCCACCAUUUUUGGGGCUGCCACCCCCCAUGACGGACACGGAUGCCACCGCUACGGCCGGAUCCGUGUCCACCAGUUCCACCUCCGUUUACAUGCUACGCCAAAUGGCUCUCAUGCAACGGGCUAAUGCAGCAGCAGCGGCAGCCGCCUUGCAACAGCAGCAACAGCAACACCAGCAGCCCCAUGAUCAGGAAUUCCCCAUCAAAGUGGAGCACCAGGAGGAGAGAAAAUCCAAGCAUAAGGAUCAGCGAAUAGGCUCGAUCCAGCGAAUACAUACCAAUAAUAUCAAUGAAUAUGCCCCCAACCAACAACAGCCGUCCCUUGGCCAGGAGGAGGACGAGACGGCCAGCGAGGAGAGCAGCAAUGCACGCGCCCAACCCGAUCCUGCACCCAGUCCGGAUGCAGACCCCACUGCCGAUGCCGAUGGCGAUGCCUCAAAGCGGCGACGGUGCCGCACCAACUUCAGCUCGUGGCAACUGGAGGAACUGGAGCGAGCAUUCCUCAGCAGCCACUAUCCGGAUAUCUUCAUGCGCGAGGCCCUGGCCAUGCGCCUGGACCUCAAGGAGGGACGGAUAGCGGUCUGGUUUCAGAAUCGUCGCGCCAAGUGGCGCAAGAAGGACCACACCAAGAAGGGUCCCGGCCGACCGGCGCACAAUGCCCAGCCGCAGAGCUGCAGCGGUGCGCCCAUUCCGCUGUCCGAGCUGAGGGCCAGAGAGCGGGCGCAGCGGUGCAAGCGAAUGGGAAAGUCGAUCGAGAGACAGGCGCGCAAGCUGCGACUCAAGGGAAUCGAAGUGAAUAUGGAACGUUUGAGGGCUGACUAUUUGGCGGCCCACAAGGACGACUGGCAGGUAUUGGAACUGGGACUGGGGCAUGGCUACGUCGACGACGAGGAGGAGGAGCAGGAGGAUGAUGAGGAGGAGGAGCAUGACGAUGAGCUGCCCAUCGAUGUGGUGAGCGUGGGCGACAGUCAGGACAACUCGUACAGCUCCUCGAGGACCUACCAAAGGAGCAUCGGCAGCGAGCCCGACGAGCAUCGAGGCCGCGUGAUGAUCAAACUGGAGCCACCACCAAAAGGUGCCCCUCCCUCCCAGCACAAGGGUCUCUACAACUCGCCCUUCAGCAUCGAAUCCCUUUUGGGAACAUAACGAAUGUCGAUAUCGAUAUCGAUAGCAGAUGGAACGAAUAGAUUUGGAUUUGGUGACUAGCUAAAGACUUAAGUAUACAAUUU